Messenger RNA from Trematosphaeria pertusa, 2562 nucleotides. Its product is annotated as potassium transporter. Gene Ontology annotation, molecular function: high-affinity potassium ion transmembrane transporter activity. NCBI's taxonomy places the organism in Eukaryota, Fungi, Ascomycota, Dothideomycetes, Pleosporales, Trematosphaeriaceae. Gene Ontology annotation, cellular component: plasma membrane. The record is from RefSeq and is a predicted model, not a curated record. Gene Ontology annotation, biological process: intracellular potassium ion homeostasis; potassium ion import across plasma membrane. The transcript is spliced from 10 exons. The coding region runs from base 1 to 2187 and encodes 728 amino acids.
AUGUGGACACCGCCAUUGAACUUCAUCAGCCUGCACUAUGCGUACAUUCUGAGCUUGGGCCUCUUAGGCCUGAUCAUCAUGUACCCGUACGGCAACUUGCGUGCUGUCGAUGCCUACUUCUUCGGUGUCAGCGCUUCCACUGAGUCGGGACUGAACACGGUUGAUGUCAAGGACCUGGAGACGUACCAGCAACUCUUCAUCUACUUCAUUCCCAUCAUCGCAAACCUGGGCUUCAUCAACAUCAUUGUUGUUGUCGUCCGGCUCCACUGGUUUGAGAGGAGACUGAAACCUCCGACGCUACUCAGAGGAGACCCUAAUAGAGGGGAGAACUCUGACCGAGAAAAGGACCCCGAGGCAGUGACGCAUGAAGCGCACGACAAGAACCCGACUUCAGUUUACGCAGCUGGCCUUGGAAGUGCAAACACUACCCAGAGCAUCGACCAAACGAGCGAUUCUGUUGGGGAUCAGAACCGUACUACCGCUAGUGUUGAUAAUGCGGCUCAAGUUGCGGCAGACACAAAGGGUAACAAUGAAGUUGCGCCCUCCCACGUCGCAUUCGCGCUAGAGCGCCACCCUCGUCAUGAAUCUAAAUCGCUGUAUGUUCCAUCGCCUAGGGAACGCGAGCAAGGUCACCCAGUCGUUGAGCUUGACGAAGUGAGGAGCGACGAUGGUACGCCGAUAUCCUCUACCUGGAUCAUGCUCGGACUAAUAUCUGUGCUCUAUUCAGAAGACGAGAUCGUCAAGGCCACCAACGCGGAGGUUGAACACGGCGGAGCAGUACGUAGGCGCAAACCGGAUGGACUGAGCAUCGUCGAAGCCACAUCUAUCGAGCGCGUCGCCUCGUCGGUGUUCGUCCUCGGUGCUACCCCUAGUCAUGAGAGGCCACGGUCUCAAUCGCGGUCCUCACAGCAACGGCAUCCGGAUAUGCCGUACCUCUCUUCCCAGGCUACUAUCGGCAGGAACUCGCAAUUCACAAAUCUGACCGCACAUGAUCGAGAGAAGCUUGGUGGCAUUGAGUAUCGCAGCUUGAAGUUGCUGCUCAAAAUUGUGCUUGCCUACUUCUUCGGUCUUCAUCUAUUCGGCGCCAUUUGUCUUGUCGGAUGGAUUCAGAAUGCUAAUCCCAAGUACCUGGACUACCUCAAGGAGUGCGGGCAGGAUAAGAACUGGUGGGCCUUCUACUCCGCCCAAACCAUGGUGGACAAUCUCGGUUUCACCCUAACUCCGGACUCUAUGAUCACCUUCCAAGACGCCACCUUCCCCAUGCUAGUCAUGUCCUUCCUGGCCUACGCCGGCAACACAUGCUACCCAUGCCUGCUGCGCUUUGUCAUCUGGGCCAUGUCGAAACUCGUGCCCAAGAACUCGUCUCUCAAAGAGCCGCUCGACUUCCUGCUCAAGCACCCGCGCCGCUGCUACACGCUGCUCUUUCCCAGCCAUCCGACGUGGAUCCUCUUCGGCAUCCUCUUCGCUCUCAACUUCGUCGACGUCCUGCUCAUCGUCGUUCUAGACUUGCACAACCCCGCCGUCAAUAAUCUCCCCGGAGGCCCACGCGUCCUCGCCGCCAUCUUCCAGGCAGCGUCAUCUAGGCACACCGGUACCUCGACGUUCAACCUUGCGGAUGUGAACCCGGCCGUCCAAUUCAGCUUGCUUGUCAUGAUGUACAUCUCCGUGUACCCCAUCGCUAUCGCGGUCCGCGCCUCGAACACCUACGAGGAGAAGGCUCUGGGCGUGUAUCUGCCCGACGUAGACUACGACGAGAACAAAGGCACGUCGUACGUCCUGCGCCAUAUGCAGAACCAGCUCAGCUUCGACUUGUGGUAUAUUUUCCUCGGCAUCUUCUGCAUUUGCGUCGCAGAAGCGGACAAGAUUGUCGACAACUCCAAUCCGGCUGUCGCCGUAUUCCCCAUCUUCUUCGAAGUCGUAUCAGCUUACGGCAACGUCGGCCUCAGUCUCGGCCACCCAUCCGUCCUCACCUCCCUAUGCGGCCAAUUCACGCCCUUCAGCAAAAUCGUCAUCUGCGCCAUGAUGAUCCGCGGCCGUCACCGCGGUCUGCCAUACCAGCUUGAUCGGGCAAUUAUGCUGCCGGGCGAUCGCACCAGUGAAGAUGGUGAGAGCGAGGGGCGAGCGAGGGCUGAUGUUGAUGCUGAUGGUGGGGAUAUGAGGGGUAUCAAGCGGUAUCAUACGAGGUAACAUGAGCGGAAAGGGGGAGUUGGGGGGCUUACUUAUUGGGAUAUAUGGGGAUAGGUGGAGAUGGAAUGGCUUGGGUGGAUGGGUAGGAUGGAGAAGAAGGGUAGAUGAACAGAAUAGAAUGAGGGUGCGGCCUCUUUGGGGCAAUACACACAGCGCUAGAUUGAGUAGAGAAGGGAGAAUGCAUGUGGAUCGCCAAUUCCAACUUGUAAAACGCUUACAGCGCCGCUUACUGGUCGAGCGACGCAGAGCGGACGCGAAGUGAAGUUAGUAGGCUGGCACCUGUGGUGCGUUCAAGUUUAACCAAAACUACGUGGAGCGAGCGCGUUAGUACAGACCACCAGACGGAGUUAAAGUUUGAAACACGGUACGGGGCCA